AUGGUAGCUCUCAACUGGGUUGUAAUUUCUACACUGGCUCUUGGUGGCUCUGCAAGCGCUCGUCGUCAAAGCGAGUGUCUUGCUCCUGGUCAUGCCAAAACUUCAUCUGCCAAAGCAAGACAAACGACCACUUCUGUCGCCCCGUUUCAGUUAUCCGACUUCAAGCCCGGUGUUGAAUGGGAAAUUGUCAUCCAUCAGCCCAUCAAGCACGAUAGCGCCGCUGACUUGAUCCCAACUACAGCUAAAGUCUGGGAUGUGGACAUGGCGCAUGCUCGCGAUCAUCCAGAAAUGAUUCCGCUUCUCAAGAGCGCAGGCAAAUUUGUCGUCUGCUACUUCAACGCUGGUGCUGUGCAGUCUUGGGACGAAGACAGGGACCAGUUCCCCAAAGCUGUUGUCGGUCAUUCUCUGGCAUAUCCGUACGAUAGUGAGGAGUGGUACCUAGAUAUCCGCAGUCCAACGGUGCUCAAGCUUCAGAAGGCACGCCUCGAUGUUGCUGCUCGAAUCGGCUGUGAUGCUGUAGAUCCUGACAACGUGGACGCAUGGCAGCAGGACGAAAAAGAUCCUACGGGGUUCAAGCUCAAACCAUCCGACUACACCGACUACCUCAAGGGACUUGCAGAGUAUGCACACUCUAUCAAGACUAAGGGUGGCAAUUCCCUCCUUGUUGGCCAGAAGAAUGCCCCUGAGAUUGCCGAGGACCUCGUUUUGACGCUUGAUUUUGCUGUCCUUGAGUCUUGCCGCGGCACCACUGAUCCUGACGAGGAGAACUGGCCUUUCUGUGAAGACUUCCAGAUAUAUAUUGAUGCUGGCAAGCCUGUGCUGCAGAUUGAGUACCCUCCCUCUGUUGAGAACACUGGCAAGCUCAGUUCGUCUGAUAACUCUUACUAUUGUACACCCAAGGAUGAGGAUAAAGGCUUCAGCAAGAUCAUCAAGUGGGCUUCAGCUCAGUUGGAUGGCUGGGGUCAAUACUGCGGUCAGGAGCCAUUCCGCACUCCUGUUCUGGAGGAAUAA
Molecule: messenger RNA, 1011 nt
Organism: Fusarium coffeatum
Lineage: Eukaryota; Fungi; Ascomycota; Sordariomycetes; Hypocreales; Nectriaceae
Exons: 2
Coding region: 1-1011 (336 amino acids)
Source: RefSeq, a predicted model, not a curated record